AACUUUUAAGUUACAGGGAAAAAGCAUUAUUAUAUAAUGCAGAUAUUUUUUACAGAGUUAAUUGUAUCUCAUUUUUGUUUUUUUUUAGAGAUAGAAAUUUCUGCUGUUAAAUAUUUUAAAAAUUUGUAGGACUUUGAAUCAGCAUUGUUAAAGCUGUAGACCUUAAUAAAUGGAAUAGUUAAGUUCCCUCAUAUUUGUCUAUGAAGUAAAAUUCUGCCACUCAAACUGUAUUCACCCAUAAUUCCCUGCUGUAGACUUCGAGACUUAAAUUUUAAUGUUCCUGCUUGUACCACAAAGAAUGUCAAGUCUCCAUUGGCCUUUGCUCAUUUUAGCGGUUGGGUCCUAGGGAUUCAACAUAUCUGCAGGACAGAUCUCAGCAGUGCUUUGACUUCAGUCUGACUUACAUAUAAUGAAUGUCUUUCAAAAUGAAAUUUCAAAAUUCCAUGGAAGUGGUUGCUCAGAUGAUGUAUAACACUAUUUUAAUCAAUUUCUUAGGAGUGAAAAUAUCUAAGUGUUGGAUUCUAUUGGUUGGGAUACAAGUGUAGUAUUUGGACAAUUAGAAAUUAUUUUAAGAGUUGAGGUAAAAUAAUUUGAAGUAGCUUAUUUAUCAGUUAUUACAUCAAAUGAUUCUUGAGUGCCUAGUUUAUAUGUGACCUCUGUUACAUACAAAGUAAGCUUUAUGGAGAAAAGAGAAGAUUUAGACACUACUUGCAAGAAAUAUUACUGCUCCAAAAAUGUAUUACCUGCUUGUAAUGUGGAAUGCCUGUCUAAAAACUUCACAUUUUAGGGGAUGUUUAUGGAGUUUUUUAGCUAUAACCAUCAGAAAAUGGGUAUGCUCAGAUGACAUAUGGGCCUUGACAAUUUUGAAUUUGCUAAUUAUUGUAUUUGUACAUUUUUCAAAUUUUGUAUUUGUUAAGUAGGUCUUAAUAUGCUUGAAAAAUUUGUAGCAAUAAGUUUUGCCUAAGAUUUUGUUACUAACUCCUCACAGGUGACCUUUGUUUGUUCCUGUUUUUCCCUCUGCCCUACCUUGGAAUUGAGAAUUUACUUGAAAUUUUCCUCCUCUCCAGUAAUGUGGGAAAAUGUCACCUGGUUUUCUGGUUCAUGAAACAGCAAAUUCUGUUUAGAUUAGUGCCAAGUACAUUAGAUGUAUUACCAGCUACUCGAUGAUUUGUACUGUCCCUUCUAGACCUUCACCUGCUCAGCCCAGGGGACCAGUACAGCCCAGCAGUGCAAGUGAAAGGAUGUUAGGUUAUGUGUCUGUCAUAAUAACCCAAGUCAGUUAAAAAUAAUUUUUAUGUUACUAGAUCUGUAUGUUUGAAGACUAUAAUAGCCAUUUGUUUCAAACCUCAGGAAGUAGGAAAUAUUUGAGUAGAUUGCUUGCUUCAAGAUUGGAGAUACGUUCUUUACUUUGUUGUCUAUUUACCAUAAUACCCAGUUGAGCCUCUAAAUGUUUAACUUUCUUCUUACUAUCUUAUCUGUAUUAUGGGGACAAUUAAUACCUAUUUCCUGUAGUGGUGAAUAUAGUAAUUUUUAUGAAUGUCUAUGUAAAAAUUUUUACAUGACUUGUUUCUUAUUUUGAAGUCUCAAAAUUAAUAUAUGGGUAUUAUGUUUAUCUUAUGUUUAGGAUUUUAUGAAAAUGGAAGGUUACGAGGCAUUUGUAGGCUUUGACCUCUGUAAGAUACCACUCUCCAGUGUUGCUCAGAAGAUUAUGUCUGCUAUGCAUUCAGGUGGUUUAGUGGAGUCUAAGAAUUGGACAGAGAGUGAAAAGACUGCAGAAGUGGUGGACAAAUCCAGUGUUGGGUAUUCAGUACUACCUGAAGAUGGGAAGAAUCAAUCACUGGAAAAAAAGAAUCUUAAUUCUCUUACGAGCCAGACAUCAAGAGUUUCCAUCAAGUUCUCUUCUCAGUCCUCCAGUAUCAGACUCACAGAUCAAGUGUCUACUGACCAAAACCAGAAGAAUAUCAGCUCAUUGGCUUCUUCCAGGUGUUUAAUUCCACAGUGUGACCAAGAGGCUUCAGUUCUACAGAAAAUGGAACAUAAGAGAAAACACGUACCAAAGGAAAGCAUAAAUAAUGAAAACAAUGAAGAAAGCAUGAGUCUGAAAAGAAAACAUAUCACAUGUAAUAAUUCAUCAGAGAAAACAAGUAAACUUACGGCAUUGGAAGAAGAUGCUGAUGAGGUUGAAACCCACCUAAAUUCUAGGAACUCAAAAGCAUUCACAAACGAUUUUUGUGAUAUUAGGUAUUUGGAUGCUUUGGAGAAAAGCCAGCUGAUUGAAAUGCUCAAACAGGCAGUAGCUCUGGUGGUAACUCUGAUAUAUAAGGAUGGCUCAACUCAGCUGAGAGCAGACCAGGCUCUGGUUUCCUCUGUUGAAGGCAUUGUGAUGUUACCAAGGAGCCAUGCAGAGAAAGGCAGUGGUCCUCUGGCUGCCCCAGCCUCUGACAGUGUUCUGGAGGAAGGCUUCAUGCCCAGUGACCAGUGUAUCUACAUAAAAACUGAGCCCUCUUCCAUUUGGGACCAAGAACAAGAGGCACAUCAUCAAUUUGCCAGGAAGGUGCUGCUUCAAACACUGAAAUGUAAAUGUCCUGUUAUUUGUUUUAACGCCAAGGAUUUUCUGAGAACAGUGAUGCAGUUUUUUGGUGAUGAUGGCAGUUGGAAGUGUGUUGCUGAUUUUGUAGGGCUAGAUCCCAGAAUUGCUGCAUGGCUUAUAGAUCCUACUGAUGCUGCACCCUCUUUUGAAGAUAUAGUGGCAAAAUACUUUGGAAACUCCAUCACAGUUAAGGUGAACAGCACAUAUGGAAAUUCCUCAAGAACGACUGUGAAUCAGAAUGUACAUGCGAACCUGAGGGUGCUCUACAGACUUACGAUGGGCCUUUGUUCCCAGCUCAAGGUUUACGGUUUAUGGCAACUGUUUUGUACUUUGGAGCUUCCUCUGAUACCAAUUUUGGCAGUGAUGGAAAGCCACAGCAUUCAGGUGAACAAGGAAGAGAUGAAGAGGACUUCAGCACUUCUUGGGUCUCGUCUCAAGGAACUGGAGCAAGAAGCCCAUUUUGUUGCAGGAGAACAGUUUCUUAUAACAAGCAGUAAUCAGCUUCGAGAGAUCCUGUUUGGCAAGCUGCAGCUGCACCUGCUGCGUCCACAGGAGACUCUUCCCAAAACUGGGCUCCGGAGACACCCGUCCACAUCAGAAGCCGUGUUAAACACUCUGCAAGACCUUCAUCCAUUACCCAAAAUAAUUUUGGAAUAUAGGCAGGUUCACAAGAUCAAGUCAACCUUUGUAGAUGGAUUACUAGCUUGCAUGAAAAAGGGCUCCGUUUCCUCCACGUGGAACCAGACUGGAACCGUGACCGGAAGACUGUCAGCCAAGCAUCCUAAUAUCCAAGGCAUCUCCAAGCACCCAAUUCAAAUAACUAGACCUCAAAAUUUUCAAGGCAAAGACGAACUCCUUACCAUCUCCCCGAGGGCCGUGUUUGUUUCAUCCGAAGGCCACACCUUCCUAGCAGCAGACUUUUCACAGAUUGAAUUGCGCAUUCUUGCACACUUAUCUGGGGAUCCAGAACUUUUGAAGUUAUUCCAGGAAUCUGAAAGAGAUGAUGUAUUUUCCACCCUGACUUCACAGUGGAAGGACGUUUCCCCAGAACGCGUGACGCGCGCAGACAGGGAGCAGACCAAGAAGGUUGUGUACUCGGUGGUCUAUGGAGCAGGGAAGGAGCGGCUUGCUGCUUGCCUUGGAGUUCCCGUUCAGGAAGCUGCCCAGUUUUUGGAGAGUUUUUUGCAGAAGUACAAGAAAAUCAAGGACUUCACCCAAGCAACCAUUGCCCGGUGUCACCAGACAGGCUGUGUGGUGUCCAUCAUGGGCAGGAGGAGGCCGCUGCCGAGGAUCCGUGCACGUGACCCACAGCUCCGGGCUCAAGCAGAGCGGCAGGCGGUGAACUUUGUGGUGCAAGGCUCGGCCGCGGACCUCUGCAAGAUGGCCAUGAUCCACCUCUUCACAGCAGUGGCCACAUCCCCCAUCCUGACGGCCAGGUUGGUUGCCCAGAUUCACGACGAGCUGCUGUUUGAAGUGGAGGAUUCACAGAUCCCUGAGUUCGCAGCCCUCGUCAGGGGAACCAUGGAGGCCCUGCAGCACGUGCCGGCGGUGGAGCUGCAGCUGCAGGUGCCCCUGAAGGUGAGCUUGAGUGUCGGCCGCUCGUGGGGACACCUGGCACCACUGCAGGAGGCCCCGGCCCGUGACCCCACCACCGUCCUGCCGAGUCUCCAAGCAACCGCUCAGCCACCGCCGGCCCCUGAGCGCCUACCCCCGUGCACGCAUUUUUCGCCUUCAUUUGGUCUGUAGCCCCAGGCAACAGCGGGGAAGAGAACUGGUUUCCACCAGCCCGCUGUGUGGCCUUCCCAAGGUCAGAGUCAAGCGCUUGGUACUCGGCUAGGGCCACCUUUCCUCUGGAGCUGGGGCAGCUGGGUGCCCCCCGGAGUAAACGCCUCUUGUGAAUGUG
This is a messenger RNA of Delphinapterus leucas (beluga whale), 4493 nucleotides long. Lineage: Eukaryota; Metazoa; Chordata; Mammalia; Artiodactyla; Monodontidae. The record is from RefSeq and is a predicted model, not a curated record.